This is a messenger RNA of Aspergillus oryzae RIB40, 429 nucleotides long. RefSeq lists its product as uncharacterized. NCBI's taxonomy places the organism in Eukaryota, Fungi, Ascomycota, Eurotiomycetes, Eurotiales, Aspergillaceae. The coding region runs from base 1 to 429 and encodes 142 amino acids. The transcript is spliced from 2 exons. The record is from RefSeq and is a predicted model, not a curated record.
AUGGUGACUGCCCAAUAUCAAGGGUUGAUCUGGAGAGCGCACGGGAUUGGAGCUGGCAAGUUCAUCCGCGCUCUUGACCGACUGAAAGGAAAUGGAUCACCGGUGGAUCCGAUCACCAGUGACCAACAGAUCGUAAUUGAACAACAGACACCAAUCAUUCCACCCACUGUCCAGUUGAGUUGUGGAUCACUACUGCAGUGGGAACUUCACCAGCCACACUUCUCCCGGCUCAGAGGGUCUUUUAGUGGCACUCUGGACUCGGUCACAGUCCAAAAUCCCCUUGAUGUGGAGAAAGCUCUUGUUUUCCGCCACCCGCUAACUGCGACCAUUGCCUACGGCAACCGUGGUCGUCUUGCGCGCCGAGAGCGGCUGGGACGUUUUCCAGCCACCGCGGUGAUGCGGAGUGGCUGGAAUGAGGGACUACACUGA